This is a messenger RNA of Tachysurus fulvidraco (yellow catfish), 1604 nucleotides long. It is a transcript of the gene pla2g12a, whose product is annotated as phospholipase A2, group XIIA. Gene Ontology annotation, cellular component: extracellular region. The transcript has 4 exons. Gene Ontology annotation, molecular function: A2-type glycerophospholipase activity; calcium ion binding. Gene Ontology annotation, biological process: arachidonate secretion; phospholipid metabolic process; lipid catabolic process. Bases 151 to 717 code for a protein of 188 amino acids. The record is from RefSeq and is a predicted model, not a curated record. Lineage: Eukaryota; Metazoa; Chordata; Actinopteri; Siluriformes; Bagridae.
UCAUUCUGAGCACGUGUGUUUUGUGAAUGAGACCCGGAAGUGAACGUGCCUGUGGGUGUUGAGUCACAGACGGACUUUGUGCUGAAAUGGAUUAAGGACUCACAGUGUUCAUGUGUUAGCUUUAAAGGCUCCUCACACGUUUAGUACAGAAUGCAGCAGCAGCUCAGUGUCCUGCUCCUGCUGUGGGGGUUUGUGUUCACUACAGGACUGCAGCAGUUCGAGUCCCAAACCCCGGACUGGAGGAAGACUUUAAACACCAUCAGGAACGGAAUACACCGGAUUGACACGUAUCUGAACUACGCUCUGGAUCUAAUAGGAGGAUCUGAUGGGCUGUGUCAGUUUAAAUGCAGUGAUGAGUACAAACCCAUCCCCAGACCUCAUUACAAACACUCUCCUCCCAAUGGAUGCGGCUCACCGCUGUUUGGGUUUCAGUUUGAUAUCGGGAUGCCAUCGAUGACGAAAUGCUGUAAUCUGCACGACCGCUGCUAUGAUACAUGUGGAAGAGAGAAACGUGACUGUGAUGAUCAGUUCCAUGUCUGCUUGGAGACAAUAUGUAAGAAUGUACAGACUACUCUGGGACUGGACCAGAGUGUACAAGCAUGUGACUCAGCGGUGACUCUGCUGUUCGAUGCCGUCAUGCACCUGGGCUGUAAACCCUACCUGGACAGCCAGAGAGCUGCUUGUAUCUGUCACUAUGAGGAGAAAGGUGACCUCUGAUCAGCUGCAUUUGGGUUCUGAAAAUCCUGACGCCACCGAGGAACGUCCGCGGGGUCAAAAACUCCGUCCUCGAUAUCUGCAGCACUUUGCAGUGUUUAUUGUUUUCCUGCAUUUUAAAGGAUCUGUGUGUGAUGUUUGAAAGUGUUUCUAAACUUGUAGUAAACAAAUAAGAUACUACUUUGGAAAAACUGCUUCAUAAUAACGCUAUACACUGAAUCUUGGUAGUUUUUAAAUUGACAUUUUUCUGGCCCUGAAAUUAGUCCCAAAAAAAUUACAAUUUCACUUUAAACAGUAGCUUUCAUGGUUUCAAUAGUAUAUGAAUGAAGAGAGUUCGCCAAUGUCGGGUGUUUCGUUGCAGUUGCAGUUCACUUGACAGACAACAGGGGGUGCUAAGACAUACUGCUCAUGUCAUGUGCAGGGUGAAUCAGAUGAUCUAGAGGAAACAGUUGCCCUUCUUCUCUCUAAUUUUGGGCUCUUAGUCCAGUCCCCUUCUCUGAAGGUGUCUAAUUUGUCCUUCGAGGGCUUUCUAACUCGCACUUUAGACUAAAACAAUUCUCGAGUACGGUUCUCAUGAUAAAAUGUGAAAGCUGUCCUGUAGGACAGGAAGUACAGCACGGUACGAACCUGGGGCCACCUGUAGGAGGUCGUUCGAGGUCAUUUGCACUUAUUCUGACGCGCGCUCGCUCAGGACGACAGAAAGAAAAGCUCUGAAUACACAGAAGGACUCACUAAGGAGUCCUGAGAAUGCUGAGAAUCUUUGUGUCAGUUAUGAUGCUGACUGCUUGAUGCACUUCAUUUGUAAAUUAAUAAUGCUGUAGAGGAUUUUUCAUGAUGCUGUCAUGGUGUAGGAAUUAUUUCGACCUAAAAAUAAAAUCCUUUAAAUCCUA